GCCCUCGGGGCGCCGCCGCCCCUCACCGCGGCUCCGGGGCGGCUGGCGGCGGCGGCGGCGGCGCGGGGCGCGGAGCGGGAGGAGCUGGCGGCGCUGAACGAUCGCUUCGCCGCUUUCCUGGAGCGGGUGCGGGCGCUGGAGCGGCAGAACGGGGACCUGCGAGCCGCCCUGGGCCGCGCCGCCGCCGCCGCCGCGCCCCGCGCCGCCGGGCUGGUGCAGGGGGAGCUGCGGGGGCUGCGGGAGCGGCUGCAGCGCCUCGGCCGCGACCGCGACCGGCUCCAGGCCGAGCGAGACGGGCUGGCCGCCGACCUGGCGGCCCUGCGGCAGCGGCUGGAGGACGAGACGCAGAAGCGGGAGGAUGCGGAGAAGAGCCUGGUGUUGUUCCGCAAGGACGUGGACAAUGCCACGCUGUCCCGCCUGGAGCUGGAGCGCAAGGUCGAGCUGUUGAUGGACGAGAUCGGCUUCCUCAAGAAGCUGCAUGAGGAGGAGCUGCGGGACCUGGAGGUGAGUGCCCCGAGCCCGGCGGCGCCGGUGGAGAUGGAGGUCUGCAAGCCGGAGCUGACGGCCGCGCUGCGGGAGAUCCGCACCCAGUACGAGAGCAUCGCCGUGAAGAACCUGCAGGAAGCCGAGGAGUGGUACAAGUCGAAGUUCGCCGACCUCUCAGACGCGGCCAACCGCAACCACGAGGCGCUGCGGCUGGCCAAGCAGGAGAUGAACGAGUCCCGGCGGCAGAUCCAGAGCCUCACCUGCGAGGUGGAUGGGCUGAAGGGCAUGAACGAGGCGCUGCAGCGGCAGAUGCGGGAGAUGGAGGACGAGUUCGGGGAGGAGAUCGGGAGCUACCAGGACGUGGUGGGGCGGCUGGAGCAGGAGAUCCAGCAGAUGAAGGAGGAGAUGGCGCGGCACCUGCGCGAGUACCAGGACCUGCUCAAUGUCAAGAUGGCCCUGGACAUCGAGAUCGCCACGUACCGCAAGCUGCUGGAGGGCGAGGAGAGCCGGAUCACCGUCCCCCCACACCCCGCCACCUCCUUCAGCAUGAGAAGCUCAGUGCUGGAGCCGCAGCCCGCGGAGAGCCCGGCGCGGAGGAUGGUGCUCAUCAAAACCAUCGAGACGCGGGACGGGCAGCAGGUGGUGACGGAGUCGCACAAGGAGCGAGCGGAGCCGGGGAAGUGA
Gavia stellata (red-throated loon) is the source of this 1170-nucleotide messenger RNA. It is a transcript of the gene PRPH, whose product is annotated as peripherin. Gene Ontology annotation, cellular component: plasma membrane; type III intermediate filament; axon. The record is from RefSeq and is a predicted model, not a curated record. NCBI's taxonomy places the organism in Eukaryota, Metazoa, Chordata, Aves, Gaviiformes, Gaviidae. The transcript has 9 exons. The annotation marks the transcript as partial.